This is a messenger RNA of Pectinophora gossypiella (pink bollworm), 1035 nucleotides long. RefSeq names its product DNA polymerase subunit gamma-2, mitochondrial (gene DNApol-gamma35). The record is from RefSeq and is a predicted model, not a curated record. NCBI's taxonomy places the organism in Eukaryota, Metazoa, Arthropoda, Insecta, Lepidoptera, Gelechiidae. Bases 1 to 963 code for a protein of 320 amino acids. The transcript is spliced from 6 exons.
AUGAGAACUGAAGUAACAAAGAUACUUAAUUUAAAAAGAUUCUUCCAAAUUGUAGAAUCAAAUAAACAAAAUAUUAUUUACAAACUAGAAAAGCCUAGUAUAAUAUUAAUGAAGAAUAUUCAUACUAACUGGCUAGUGUCAAUAUUAUCAAAAACUCACAAACAUUUUCCUGUAUUUUUAAACAACAAAUUCACACAGAAUAAAGAAAGAAAUAUACCAUUUGGGUUCAUAAGUGACAGUCAACUGGAAAGUACUGAGGAUGAGGUUUUUAAAUACAACUUGGAAGAAGUGCCGAAAGAAAAGUAUAUGUUGCAAUUUAACCUGAUAGUGCCAGAACAGGACAGUAUGCAGUAUUUCAUCCAGUGGCAGAGAUAUAGAAAAUUUUGGUGGAGUUCUAUAACAACGACACCUAGUCUCUUUAGCAUAGGAGACAUAAGAAACGGCAGUAACACGUCUGAAGUCAACAUAGUCGCCAAGUUUCCCUGGGGCCCUGAAACUGUUGAAACACUAAAUAUGAAGCCAAACCACUCCAUUGCAGAAAACACUACGCAUCUGUCUUGCGCGAUAAGUGCAGAGAAAGCCUUACUGACAUUGUUUUUAGACGGACAAUCAAAUAGUACCAAAGAAGGAUACCUGAGACUCCACAGAAAAAUGGCUCCUUUUAAAAUUUCUUUCGCGUUAGAUGAAGCAUCAAAAAAUAAGGAUACUCUAAAAGAAUUAGCGAGUCUGCUUCAUGGUCGGCUAGCCAAAAACAAAAUAUCAACAUGGAUUCCAGAUUUUACUCUCACAGCAGAUAAUCAGUUAAAGGAAAAUCUACAAAUGGGUGUGGCGUACACCGCGGUUCUCAGUGAAGAUACUCUAAACAAUGGGAUUUUCCACCUUUUAAACAGCAGUACCAUGUUAAAAGAACAAGUGCAUGUUGCAGACUUCGAUGCAUAUGCUGCUUUAAUAUUUGAAAACUAGUGAUGUUAUAGUGAUAUAGUAAUUGUGUUAAGUUUAAAGAUUUUGCCAUAAAUAAAGUAGAUAAAUAUUGUU